AUGUCAAUAUACAGCCAUAUCGCAACCAGCAAGGAGCGCCAUGACCAGAUCCAAGCCGAACUUGCUAGUGUAGAGAGCAGUCCAGAGUCUCUCCAGUCGCAAGAAAGCUACCUGGCCGAGCUCCGGAACGAGCUGACCAAUACCAACAGACAGUUGUCGCAACUACACAAGAUCACCAAAGGGAACCGCGAGCUGCACGAAAAGUACCGCGACAGCACAGUACGCCGCCUGUUCUAUCGAGCGAGGGGCAAGAGGGAGGAAUUCGAGGCCAAAGCCGACCAGGAAAUGCGCGAUUACUACGACGCUCCCGCCAAGGAGAACCGUGCGCAGGCGCAGCGGGAGAUGCUGGAGGCGCAGGUCGUGGACGCGGUCGCUCAAGAGAAGGAACUCCGGCGUGCAUGCACCACAAGGGAACGGUUGCAUGCCGAAUUGGAUGCCAUCUAUAAGCGGAUCUUUGAGGGACGGACGGAAGAGUUCCCCGAGGAGGAUGCGCAAGAGGAGACAACAAAGCAGGCGCGGCGCGAAUAUGGGCAACGGCGCGAACGAUGGAGUGAUCUUCGGCAGGCGACGCAGUGCCUGGCGCGAGCGCAGCUGACACUCCGGGAGGUGCUGCUGAAUCUGGCAGAAACGCUGCGGUACUGUGAGAGGGAUCUGUGGAGUUUUGGAAGCACCCUAGCCGAUUGGCGGCAGCAAGACUGUCUGUCCCGGGCACAACAGAAGGUUACCCAGACGCAAAUGCUAGUCGCACAGGCCAGACGACUGGAUCCCAGAGUGCAGGCUCUGCCGGCCAUGAACAUUGUUCAGCACGACUGGGUUGGUGAGCUGGUCUUUGGCACCUUUCUGUUUCACACCGACUUUUUGGGCAUGAUGCAGCAGUCUGUUCUCGAGGUGAAGCGUGCGGAAGAGGUUCUGGCAGCGCAAGUUAGACAGGCAAAGUCCCGUGAAGAUGAUAUGCAGGCCCAAGUGGAAGAUGCGCGAAUGGCGUUUGAGACCGCACAGCAAGAUCUCCGCCAACUCAGAUAUGAGCUAUUCAUGAAAACUGCGGAUCCUCCACCGCCCUACACCGAGCCGAUGUCUCCGGGGAUCAGUGUCUAG
Molecule: messenger RNA, 1095 nt
Organism: Aspergillus luchuensis
Lineage: Eukaryota; Fungi; Ascomycota; Eurotiomycetes; Eurotiales; Aspergillaceae
Exons: 1
Coding region: 1-1095 (364 amino acids)
Source: RefSeq, a predicted model, not a curated record